Molecule: messenger RNA, 2867 nt
Organism: Thalassophryne amazonica
Lineage: Eukaryota; Metazoa; Chordata; Actinopteri; Batrachoidiformes; Batrachoididae
Gene: acsl1a
Product: acyl-CoA synthetase long chain family member 1a
Exons: 21
Coding region: 186-2279 (697 amino acids)
Biological process (GO): very long-chain fatty acid metabolic process; long-chain fatty acid metabolic process; long-chain fatty-acyl-CoA biosynthetic process
Cellular component (GO): endoplasmic reticulum; membrane
Molecular function (GO): arachidonate-CoA ligase activity
Source: RefSeq, a predicted model, not a curated record
UGUUUGGGGGAGGCGUGGCUUCCGCUAUUCAUAGUUGUGAGAACCUCCAGAGGUCUAUUCGAGGUCAUUCUAAGUGCCUUCUAACAGCAACUGCUGCAGCUAAAGAUCUUACGGAUACUGAACGUCCACCUUUGAAUUCUCCACUGCUCAUCAUAUACACAGUCUUUCACUGGUGCACAAAGGCUAUGCAAGCUCAGGAACUCAUAAGACAUCUGCGGAUUCCCGAGCUGGAAGACAUUCGACAGUAUGUGCGCAGCUUUCCCGCUAAUGCACUCGUGGGCAUGGGCGCAUUUGCUGCCAUAACCACCUACUGGCUUGCAACAAAGCCAAAAGCCCUCAAACCACCAUGUGACCUCACUCUGCAGUCAGUGGAAAUACCGGUUGGAGAAUUUGCAAGAAGGUCGGUGCUGACUGAAGACAACAAGCAAAUGUUGUAUUAUUACAGUGAUGCCCAGACAAUGUAUGAAUUGUUUCUGCGAGGACUCAGAGUGUCAAACGAUGGUCCUUGUGUUGGAUCAAGGAAACCAAACCAACCGUACGAGUGGCUAUCCUACAGAGAGGUGGCACUCAGAGCGGAGCACAUAGGCUCCGCCCUCCUUCACAGAGGACACUCUCACAAGGGAGACAAGUUCAUUGGCAUCUUUUCUCAGAACACACCAGAGUGGACCAUUGCAGAGCUGGCUUGUUACACAUACUCCCUUGUGGCAGUUCCAUUGUAUGACACACUUGGUGUAGGUGCCAUUGACUGCAUUCUUAAAAAAGCGGCCAUCUCAACCAUUCUGUGCGAUGUACCUGAAAAAGCUCAGCUAAUCCUGGACUGUGUCAGUGGGAAAGAAGGAACAGUGAAGACGUUGGUCCUCGUGGAGUCAUUUGACAGUGACCUGGUGGCUCGAGGGCAGGAGAAAGGCAUUGAGAUUCUGAGUCUGAAGGAGUUUGAGGUGUUGGGUAAAGCCAGCCAUCAGAAACCAGUGCCACCUAAACCAAAGGACCUUGCAAUUAUCUGCUUUACAUCUGGAACCACAGGAGACCCAAAAGGUGCCAUGAUUACUCAUGAAAAUAUCAUCUGCAACACAGCAGCUUUUAUUGCAGUAACAAAGGUGUCCUGCAUGCUGAACCACCAUGAUAUUCACAUGUCCUAUCUCCCUCUAGCUCAUAUGUUUGAGAGAGUUGCACAGGCUGCCAUCCUUAUCCAUGGGGCUCGGAUUGGCUACUUUCAAGGGGACAUUCGUCUGUUGAUGGAUGACUUAAAAACUUUACAGCCGACAGUCUUCCCUGUAGUCCCACGGCUUCUCAAUCGCAUGUUUGAUAAGGUGUUUGCCCAAGCCAACACAUCUUUGAAGAGAUGGCUGCUUGACUUUGCAUUCAAGAGGAAGGAAGCAGAGCUUCGAAGCGGCCUGGUCAGAAGAGACAGCAUGUGGGACAAACUUAUCUUCAAAAAGGUCCAGGCGAGUCUUGGCGGCCGUGUGCGGCUCAUGGUUACUGCAGCGGCGCCCGUGUCUCCCACUGUCCUGACGUUCCUGCGAGCUGCUCUUGGCUGUCAGUUUUAUGAAGGCUACGGUCAGACUGAAUGUACUGCGGGCUGCUCCAUGUCUAUGCCUGGGGACUGGACCGCAGGUCACGUCGGCCCUCCGCUGCCCUGCAACAUCAUCAAACUGGUGGAUGUGGCAGAAAUGAAUUACCUGGCAGCUAAUGGAGAAGGAGAGGUUUGUGUUAAGGGACCAAAUGUAUUCCAAGGAUACCUUAAAGACCCUGAGAAAACAGCGGAGGUGAUCGACGAGGAUGGAUGGUUGCACACAGGGGAUAUCGGCAAAUGGCUACCUAAUGGUACUCUAAAGAUUAUCGACAGAAAGAAACACAUUUUCAAACUGGCACAAGGAGAAUAUAUUGCUCCUGAGAAAAUAGAGAUGGUCUAUAAUCGCAGUGACCCGGUGUCCCAGGUGUUUGUUCAUGGUGAUAGUUUACAGGCUUGUUUAGUGGGUAUCAUUGUGCCUGAUCCUGAAAUUUUACCUGCCUGGGCCUUGAAAUAUGGAAUUAAAGGAUCUUUCUCUCAACUCUGCAACAACAAGGAUGUAAAAAACGCCAUUCUGGAGGAUAUCUUGAGGUUUGGCAAAGAAGCAGGACUGAAGUCUUUUGAACAGGUGCGUGAUAUCGCGUUACAUCAGGAGAUGUUUACAAUCCAGAACGGUCUGCUGACACCCACCCUCAAGUCCAAGAGGAACGAACUCCGCAGCUGCUUCAGGGAGCAGAUUGAUGCACUCUAUGCCCAAAUUAAGAUGUGAGGACAAAGAAAAUGUGUCAUUUGAUUUGUAUUGAUUUGUAUCUUUACCUUUCAGUCACAAUCUCAUUUUGUAGAAACACCUUGAAAGUAAACUGGAAUGUGCAUCUCCAUUUUAAAUCUUUUGUUCCUGUUUCUGUUGUACUACAAUGUACCUGCAGUCACAGGAUAACACCAAGUUAAGACCAUUCAAAAAGGUGUCAUGAAAUUAUUCAAGAAAGCUUGGAAAAAAGGACGGGGAAUUGUGGCUUUCUAGUGUGUGCCUUAGCCUCAACAAGUUUUUUUUUUUUUUUUUUUUUUUCCCCCCCACACAGAACAAUCAGCAAUCUCCGCUCACCAACAGUAUAUCUGUUGCAUUCCAGUUUGGAGCAGAAAAAAUUAAUAAUCCCAAACAGUACUAGCUAUUGGUAUACAAAGUAUUUUGUUUUGAUUUUUAAAAUGAGACAGUAUUUAAUGUCAUAAUCAAACAUGUAAAUAGUCUAUGCUAAAUAUGUGGCGUUUUGUCUGUGGUACUGUAUUGUUGAUUUCGUGCAUUCCCAAGUUUCUCUGAGCUGCACCGCAAAUAAAUACAGUUGAUAUUGAUAAUUAUCUU